Molecule: messenger RNA, 2709 nt
Organism: Lepus europaeus (European hare)
Lineage: Eukaryota; Metazoa; Chordata; Mammalia; Lagomorpha; Leporidae
Product: H(+)/Cl(-) exchange transporter 4-like
Biological process (GO): chloride transport; transmembrane transport
Cellular component (GO): Golgi apparatus; membrane; synaptic vesicle
Molecular function (GO): voltage-gated chloride channel activity
Source: RefSeq, a predicted model, not a curated record
AUGGUGCAGGUCGAAGAGCCAGCAGUGCCUGCCAAGCGCAGGGAGCGCCCCCUGGUGGCCGCGCUGUGCUCACAGCGAAGAGACGGCAGUGCCUGCCAAGCGCAGGGAGCGCCCCCUGGUGGCCGCGCUGUGCUCACAGCGAAGAGACGGCAGUGCCUGCCAAGCGCAGGGAGCGCCCCCUGGUGGCCGCGCUGUGCUCACAGCGAAGAGACGGCAGUGUCUGCCAAGCGCAGGGAGUGCCCCCUGGUGGCCACGCGCUGUGAUCAAGUGAAGAGCCGGCAGCGCCUGCCAAGCGCAGGGAGCACCCUCUGGUGGCCACGGGCUGGAAUGACACUGCGGAUGACGCAUCAGCACUGGCUCCGUCUCACAGGCCUAUGUCACGUGGUCCGCAUGGGAGCCAUGAGCAGCCCCAGGAAUCUGAUGGACUUCCUGGAGGAGCCGUUCCCAGACGUGGGGACCUACGAGGACUUCCACACCAUCAACUGGCUGCGAGAGAAGUCCGCCUACGUCCUCAAUUACCUGAUGUAUGUCUUGUGGGCGCUGUUGUUUGCCUUUCUGGCCGUGUCCCUGGUGUGCGUGUUCGCACCCUACACCUGCGGCUCCAGGAUCCUGGAGAUCGAGACCAUCCUGAGAGGCUUCGUGAUCUGGGGCUAGCUGGGCAAGUGGACGCCAAUCAAGAUGGUGACGCUGGUGCUGGUGGUUUCGUCCAGGCUCAGCCUGGGCAAGGAGGGGCCCCUGGUGCACGUGGCCUGCUGCUGCAGGAACCUCUUCAGUGGCCUCUUCUCCAAGUACAGCCACAACGAGGGCAAGCUGCGGGAGGUCCUGUCAGCUGCCUCCGCUGCCGGCUUCUCCAUGGCUUUCGGGUUCCCGAUCGGGGGUGUGUUGUUCAGCCUGGAGGAGGUCAGCUACUACUUCCCCCUGAAGAUGCUGUGGCACUCCUUCUUCACGGCCCUGGUGGCGGCCUUCACCCUGCGCUCCAUCGACCCCUUCGGCAACAGCUGGCUCGUGUUGUUCUACAUGGAGUACCAGACACCCUGGUUUAUGGCCGAGCUGCUCCCCUUGCUGGGUGUCUUCAGCGGCCUUUGGGGGGCACUCUUCAUCCACGGCAACAUCGCCUGGUGCCACUGUCGCAAGAUCACCUGGUUGGGCCAGUACUCGGUGCUGGAGGUACUCGCGGUGACAGCCGUCAUGGCCGUGGUCGCCUACCCCAACCUCUACACGUGGUGCAGCACCAGUGAGCUCAUCUCCAAGCUGUUCCACAACUGUGGGGCCCUGGUGUCCUCCCAGCUCUGCGACUACAUCAGCACCAACACGACCCAGCCGCUGGAUGACAUCCCCAACUGGCCAGCUGGGUGCAGCGUCUAUGCCGCCAUGGAGCAGCUGGCCCUGGCACUGGCCUUCAAGAUCGUCACCGUCUUCACCUUCGGCAUGAAGAUCCCCUCGGGCCUCUUCAUCCCCAGCAUGGCUGUGGGCACCAUGGUGGGCAGGAUGGUGGGCAUCAGCAUGGAACAGCUGGCCUACCACCACCGUGACUGGAUCAUCUUCCGGAGCUGGUGCCAGCCCGGCGCCAACUGCAUCAUGCCUGGGCUCUACACCAUGGUAGGUGCCACGGCGUGCCUAGGUGGGGUGACCAGGAUGACCGUGUCCCUGGUGCUUAUCAUGUUUGAGCUGACCGACAGCCUGGAGUACAUUGUGCCCUUGAUGGCGGCAGCAGUGACCAGCAAGUGGGUGGCUGAAGCCUUUGGCAAGGAGGGCAUCUACGAGGCCCACAUCCACCUGAAUGGCUACCCAUUCCUAGACAUCAAGGACAAGUUCAUGCACUGCACGCUGGCCAUAGACGUCAUGCGGCCCCGGUGUGGGGAGCCGCCACUGGCAGUGCUCACCCAGGAUGGCAUGGCCAUGGAGGAGCUAGUGCAGGACACCAAUUACAAUGGCUUCCCGGUGGUGGUGUCCCGGGACUCCAAGCAUCUCAUUGCCUUCGCCCAGCGCAGGCAGCUCAUCCUGGCCAUCAAGAAUGCCUGGCAGUGGCAGGAGGGUGUGGUGAGCAACUCCACUGUGUACUUCACAGAAGAGCCCCCGGAGUUGCCAGCUGGCGGCCCCCAGCCCCUGAAGCUGUGGCACAUCCUGAACCUCAGCCCAUUCACUGUCACCGACCACACACCCAUGGAGACCAUGGUGGACAUCUUCCGCAAGCUGGGGCUGCAGCAGUGCCUGGUGACACGGAGCGGGAGGCUCUUCAGCGCCAAGAAGGACGUCCUGAGGCACAUGGCCCAGAUGGCCAACCAGGACCCCGAGUCCAUCACAGAGCACAGAGCUCCAUGUCACUCUAAAAGACAUCAACAAGCGAGAUGUCAUUAUCUUGAUUACGCCCUGGGGGCCGCCAAAUCCAGCGCUCUGGUGGAAGGGGGGGGGAGGGAUUGUGCAUGUAACUGGCAGGAAGCUGGGAUUGGGAGCCAGAGCUGGGAACUGAACUGGGAUACUCUGGGAUGGAUGAUGGUUGAUGGCGUGGCAGGCACCAAGUUAGCCAAAGCAAGAAGCUUCCAAAGGGGGCACAGAGAAGUGGGACAACAGCCCCAGGGGUGGACAUCGCCCCCUGAUGAGAGGUGUGGGCCUGAGGUGGACAUGCGCCCCCUGAUGAGAGGUGUGGGCCCGAGCUGGAUGUCGCCCCCUGAUGAGAAGUGUUGCCCUGAGGUGGACAUCGCCCCCUGA